AGCGUGAUGCAGAAGUAUUUGAAGGAGAGGGGAGAGCUGACCUUCGACAAGGUCUUCAAUCAGAAGAUCGGAUUCCUCUUGUUCAGAGACUUUUGCCAGACCGACAUUGAGGAAGGCGUUCCGCAGCUGAAGUUUUAUGAAGAGAUCAAAGAGUAUGAGAAGCUGGACUCUGAGGAGGAUCGUCUCAUCAGGAGCCGCCAAAUCUACGACACCUUCAUAAUGAAGGAGCUGCUGUCCUGCUCCCACCCCUUUUCAAAACAAGCCGUCAGUCACGUGCAGACCCGCCUGGCCAAGAAGCAGGUCCCAAUCACCCUCUUCCAGCCCUACUUAGAAGAAAUCUGUGGCAGCUUGCGAGGAAGCAUUUUCCAGCUCUUUCUGGAAAGCGAUAAGUUUACAAGAUAUUGCCAGUGGAAAAAUGUAGAGCUGAACAUUCACCUGACCAUGAAUGAGUUCAGUGUCCAUCGGAUUAUUGGGAGAGGCGGCUUUGGAGAAGUCUACGGUUGCCGUAAAGCGGACACAGGGAAAAUGUACGCCAUGAAAUGCUUGGAUAAGAAGAGGAUCAAGAUGAAGCAGGGGGAGACCUUGGCCUUGAAUGAACGCAUCAUGCUCUCCCUCGUCAGCACUGGGGACUGUCCUUUCAUUGUGUGCAUGACGUACGCCUUCCACACGCCCGACAAGCUGUGCUUCAUUCUGGACUUGAUGAAUGGUGGAGACCUGCACUACCACCUCUCCCAGCACGGGGUCUUUUCGGAGAAGGAGAUGCGCUUCUACGCCACCGAGAUCAUCCUUGGGCUGGGACACAUGCACAGCCGCUCCGUGGUCUACCGAGACCUGAAGCCGGCCAACAUCCUUCUGGACGAACACGGCCACGUGAGGAUCUCCGACCUAGGCCUGGCUUGUGAUUUCUCCAAGAAGAAGCCCCAUGCCAGCGUUGGAACUCAUGGCUACAUGGCUCCGGAGGUGCUGCAGAAGGGAACGGCCUACGACAGCACGGCCGACUGGUUCUCCCUGGGCUGCAUGCUGUUCAAGCUUCUCCGAGGGCACAGCCCUUUCAGACAACACAAAACCAAAGACAAGCACGCGAUCGACCGCCUGACGCUCACUGCAAACGUGGAGCUGCCGGAUUCCUUUUCCCCUGAACUCAAGACUCUCCUGGAGGGGCUUCUCCAGCGGGACAUCACGAAGCGUCUCGGCUGCCAAGGUGGUGGUGCCCAGGAGGCCAAGGCUCACCCUUUCUUCCAAGGAAUUGAUUGGCAGCACGUUUACCUGCAAAAGUAUUCGCCCCCCCUGAUCCCCCCCAGGGGAGAAGUCAAUGCGGCGGAUGCUUUUGACAUUGGCUCCUUCGAUGAAGAGGACACAAAGGGCAUUAAGCUGCUGGACUGCGACCAAGAGCUGUACAAGAACUUUCCCCUGGUGAUUUCUGAGCGUUGGCAGCAGGAAGUGGCGGAAACGGUGUUUGAGGCGGUGAACACCGACACGGACAAGGUGGAGAUGCGGAAGCGAGCAAAGAACAAGCAGCUGGGCCACGAGGAAGAUUAUGCUCUGGGGAAGGACUGCAUCAUGCACGGCUACAUGCUGAAGCUGGGGAACCCCUUCCUGACGCAGUGGCAGAGGCGCUACUUCUACCUCUUCCCCAACCGGCUGGAGUGGCGAGGGGAAGGAGAGUCCCGGCAAAACCUGCUAACGAUGGAGCAGAUCCUCUCGGUGGAGGAGACGCAGGUCAAGGACAGGAAGUGCAUCCUGCUCCGGAUCAAAGGAGGGAAGCAGUUCGUCCUGCAAUGCGAGAGCGACCCGGAGUCCCUGCAGUGGAAGAAGGAGCUGACGGAGGCCUUCACGGAGGCCCAGAAGCUGCUGCGAAGGGCGCCCAAGUUCCUGAACAAGUCCCGUUCUGCGGGGGUGGAGCUCACCAAGCCCCCCCUGAGCCAUAGGAACAGCAACGGCCUGUGA
Messenger RNA from Protobothrops mucrosquamatus (brown spotted pit viper), 1947 nucleotides. RefSeq names its product G protein-coupled receptor kinase 3 (gene GRK3). The record is from RefSeq and is a predicted model, not a curated record. The transcript is spliced from 20 exons. Gene Ontology annotation, biological process: protein phosphorylation; G protein-coupled receptor signaling pathway; regulation of signal transduction. The coding region runs from base 7 to 1947 and encodes 646 amino acids. NCBI's taxonomy places the organism in Eukaryota, Metazoa, Chordata, Lepidosauria, Squamata, Viperidae. Gene Ontology annotation, molecular function: G protein-coupled receptor kinase activity; ATP binding; G protein-coupled receptor binding.